This is a messenger RNA of Tilletiopsis washingtonensis, 848 nucleotides long. RefSeq lists its product as hypothetical. The record is from RefSeq and is a predicted model, not a curated record. Bases 48 to 848 code for a protein of 266 amino acids. The transcript has 8 exons. Lineage: Eukaryota; Fungi; Basidiomycota; Exobasidiomycetes; Entylomatales.
CGCCACCACACCCCAUCCACCUCACACCUCCUCACUACUCACACAUCAUGGACCAGCUCUUCAACGCCGGCAAGAAGUUCCUCGAGUCGCAGAACCAGGGCGGCCAGCAGCAGCAGGGCAGCUUCGGACAGGACCAGCAGAACUUCGGCGGCAACCAGGACAACUACGGCGGCAACCAGGGCGGCUACGGCGGCGGCAGCGACAACCAGGGCUACGGCGGCGAGGGCCGCCAGCAGCACCACGAGGGCAGCGGCGGCGGCGAGUUUGGCGUGCAGGGCGGCGCCCACCUCAACCGCCCGCAGGGCCAGAGCCAGGGCUCGGGCGGCCUCGACUUUGGCAGCAUCCUCAGCAUGGCGCAGCAGCACGGCGGCGGCGGCCAGAGCAACGGCGGCGGCAACAAUGAGAUGUUCGGCAUGGCCACCAAGUUCCUGCAGUCGCGCUUGAACAACGGCCAGGUGUCGGGCGACGACUUUGAUGAGAACCGCGUGAUGCAGCAGCAUGCACAGGUGAACGACUCCAACUCGUCUGCGCACGCCAACGACGUCGGCGGUGCCGCGGCCGUCGAUGCGCUCAAGAGCAUGUUCGGCAGCGGCGGCGGCCAGCAGCAACAGCAGCAGCAGGGCGGUGGUGACAUGCAGAGCAAGCUCAUCGCGAUGGCCAUGGCUCAGGCCGGCAAGAUGUUCGAGCAGAAGCAGUCCGAGGGCAACGUGUCUGGCGGCAACAAGCAGGACGCGAUGAACAGCGCCGGCGAGAUGGUCAUGAAGAUGAUGAUGAAGCAGCAGAUGGCCGGCAUGAUGGGCGGCGGCAACUCCGGCGGCCUCGGCCAGCUUGCCAAGAUGUUCAUGUGA